GAGUGUCCGAAUGCUGCCGCAGUGCCGCCCGCCCCGUCCCGGCUCGGAUCUGGUCUCCCCCUCCUCCGGCGGCCGCACCUGCUCCAGCCAUGAUGAGUUUCAGCGGCGCGGACGCGCUGCUGGGCGCCCCGUUCGCUUCGCUGCACGGAGGUGGCAGCCUGCACUACCCGCUGGCCCGCAAGGGCGGAGCGCGCUCGGCAGCAGGCUCGUCGAGCGGCUUCCACUCGUGGGCACGGACGUCCGUGAGCUCCGUGUCUGCCUCGCCGAGCCGCUUCCGCGGCGCAAUAGUCGCUUCGAGCACCGACUCGCUAGACACGCUGAGCAACGGACCGGAGGGCUGCGUGGUGGCGGCAGUGGCGGCGCGCAGCGAGAAGGAGCAGUUGCAGGUGCUGAAUGACCGCUUCGCCGGCUACAUCGACAAGGUGCGACAGCUCGAGGCGCACAACCGCAACUUGGAGGGCGAGGCUGCGGCGCUGAGGCAGCAGCAGGCGGGCCGCGCCGCCAUGGGCGAGCUGUACGAGCGCGAGGUACAGGAAAUGCGCGGCGUCGUGCUGCGCCUGGGGGCGGCGCGCGGCCAGCUGCGCCUGGAGCAAGAGCACCUGCUGGAAGACAUCGCACACGUGCGCCAGCGCCUGGACGACGAGGCCCGACAGCGCGAGGAGGCUGAGGCGGCGGCGCGCGCACUCGCGCGCUUUGCGCAGGAGGCCGAGGCAGCGCGCGUGGAGCUGCAGAAGAAGGCGCAAGCCCUUCAGGAGGAGUGCGGCUACUUGCGGCGCCUCCACCAGGAGGAGGUGGGCGAGCUGCUCGGCCAGAUCCAGGGCUGCGGCGCCGCGCAGGCGCAGGCACAAGCCGACGCGCGCGACGCUCUCAAAUGCGAUGUGACGUCGGCGCUGCGCGAAAUCCGCGCGCAGCUUGAAGGCCACGCGGUGCAGAGCACGUUGCAAUCCGAGGAGUGGUUCCGAGUGAGGCUGGACCGACUGUCAGAGGCAGCCAAGGUGAACACAGACGCCAUGCGCUCAGCACAGGAGGAGAUAACUGAGUACCGGCGCCAGCUUCAGUCCAGGACCACAGAGCUGGAGGCACUCAAAGGCACCAAGGACUCGUUGGAGAGGCAGCGCUCUGAGCUGGAGGAACGUCAUCAGGCUGACAUUGCAUCCUACCAGGAAGCCAUCCAGCAGCUGGACGCCGAGCUGAGGAACACCAAGUGGGAGAUGGCAGCCCAGCUCCGAGAAUACCAAGACCUGCUCAAUGUCAAGAUGGCUCUGGAUAUUGAAAUUGCCGCUUACAGGAAACUCCUGGAGGGGGAAGAGUGUCGGAUUGGCUUUGGCCCGAGUCCCUUCUCCCUUCCGGAAGGACUCCCCAAAAUCCCUUCCACGUCCACUCACAUAAAGGUCAAAAGCGAAGAAAAGAUCAAGGUGGUAGAAAAGUCAGAGAAGGAAACUGUGAUUGUGGAGGAACAGACAGAGGAGAUCCAAGUGACUGAAGAAGUGACUGAAGAAGAGGAGAAAGAGGCCAAAGAGGAGGAGGAUGAAGAGGAGGAAGGGGGAGAAGAAGAGGAAGUAGAAGAAGGAGAAGAAGCAGCAGAAGAGGCUGCAUCCCCAGAGAAAGAUGUCCCCAAGUCACCAGAGAAGGAAGCAGCCAAGUCCCCAGCCAAGGCCAAGUCCCCUGUGAAAGAAGCAGCAAAAUCGCCAGCUGAGGUGAAGUCCCCUGAGAAGGCCAAGACCCCAGUGGAGGUCAAGUCCCCAGUGGAGGUCAAGUCCCCAGAGAAGGUCAAGUCCCCAGAGAAGGCCAAGUCCCCAGUGGAGGUCAAGUCCCCAGAGAAGGUCAAAUCCCCCGUGGAGGUCAAGUCCCCAGAGAAGGCCAAGUCCCCGGUGAAGGAAGAAGCCAAGUCCCCUGAGAAGGCCAAAACUCCUGAUGUGAAGUCCCCAGAAGCCAAGACCUCAGUGAAGGAGGAAGUAAGAUCCCCUGCAGACAUCAAAUCCCCUGAAAAGGCCAAAAGCCCCAUCAAGGAAGAGGCCAAGUCCCCAGAGAAGAGCAAAUCUCCCGUAAAGGAAGAGGCCAAGGCUCCUGAGAAGGAGGUCUCAAAGAAGGAAGAGGCCAAGUCCCCCAUGAAGGAAGAAGAGAAACCCCAGGAGGUGAAAGUCCAAGAGCCCCCAAAGAAGGUAGAGGAAGAGAAAGCUCCAGCCACACCAAAAACUGAGAAGGACAGCAAGAAAGACGAGGUGCCUAAGAAGGAGGCUCCAAAGCCCGAGGUCCAGGAGAAGAAGGAACCUGCUGUAGAGAAGCCCAAGGAAUCCAAAGUGGAAGCCAAGAAAGAAGAACCUGAAGAUCAGAAAAAAGCAGUGACUCCAGAGAAGGAGGCUCCUGCCAAGGUGAAGGAAGAGGCCAAACCCCCAGAGAAGACAGAGGUGGACAAGAAGGAACCAGAUGAUGCCAAGGCCAAAGAACCCAGCAAAGCAGCAGAGAAGGAGCCGGAAAAGCCAAAGAAGGAAGAGACGCCAGCAGCACCCGAGAAAAAAGAAGCCAAGCAGGAGAAGGCCAUGGAAGCCAAGAAGCCUGAGGAGAAACCCAAACCAGAGGCCCAGGCCAAGGAAGAGCCCAGCAAGGAGGCCCCCACACCUGGCAAAGCCAAGACAGAAAAGGCUGAGAAGUCCUCUAGCACGGACCAGAAAGACAGCAGGCCACCAGAGAAGGCCACAGAAGACAAGGCCGCCAAGGGGGAGAAGUAAGGUAGGAAGAAAGAAACCUCAGAACAGCCAAAGAAACUCAGGAGGGUCUGGGAGCUCAAGGGUCAGCAUCACAAAUUUCCAUUUUUUUUCUCCCUUUCCUUUAUGUAAGAAGAAAACUCUGCUUAGAUGAUGGGGCCCUCCUUCACCAAACAGGAAUUUCUGUUAGCACUGUUAGCAACAGAGGGCCGUCCCACGCCCCAAACCCUCCCCAGGCGAUGGACCAUUAUGUUAUGAUAGCUUAUGUAGCGGAAUGUGAUCUAUGCCGAAUGCCACACGUAAACACUUGACUGUAAAAACUGCCCCCUCCUUUCCAAAUAAGUGCAUUUAUUUCCUGUAUGUGCAACUGACAGACGACCGCAAUAAUGAAUGAGCAGUUAGAAACACAUUAUGCUUGAGAUGUCUUAACCUAUUCCCGAAUGCCUUCUGUUUUCCAAAGGAGUGGUCAGGUCCUUGCCCAGAGCUCUCCAUUCUGGAAGAGCUGGAGUGGGAGGGGCUGGGCAGUGGCCACUGAAUCAUGGCAGGGCGCACUUUUCCACUGGAGUCCACUUUCAAUUGCUUCUGUGCAAUAAAACCAAGUGCUUAUGAAAUGAAAA
This is a messenger RNA of Rhinolophus ferrumequinum (greater horseshoe bat), 3322 nucleotides long. It is a transcript of the gene NEFH, whose product is annotated as neurofilament heavy chain. The record is from RefSeq and is a predicted model, not a curated record. Bases 90 to 2729 code for a protein of 879 amino acids. Gene Ontology annotation, biological process: axon development. The transcript is spliced from 4 exons. NCBI's taxonomy places the organism in Eukaryota, Metazoa, Chordata, Mammalia, Chiroptera, Rhinolophidae. Gene Ontology annotation, molecular function: structural constituent of postsynaptic intermediate filament cytoskeleton. Gene Ontology annotation, cellular component: axon; neurofilament.